AUGGAUCGCUUGCUGGAGCUGCCCGUGGAACUCCUCCAGCUCGUGGUGAAGAGCUGCUCGACACCCAGCUAUCUCCAGGUUAUCCGGACAUGUCGAACCCUCUAUUCAAUCGGUACAACAUGUCGCGAAGUCGUUCGUCAUCAGCUUUCCCAGAUGCCAGGCCUCCAGGUGACAGAGUCAGGAACCCCGCUUGAUUCACAGUCCACGGCAGCUCUGUAUAAGGAGCUCAGGAAGAGGGCAGCCGCCCAUUUAUACGGCGCCCAUUUCCACUCUGAUGUCACGCUCCAUACCUUGGACGGGCGUGUCAUCGAUACCAAGGCCUCAUGUCUCUUCUCGGACCCUUACCACACGCCCUGGAACCGUCCACAGCAGACGCUGGCUCUGGUCCCCCGGGGGGGAGAUUCUGUUUACCUGUACCAUAUGGGGGAAUCGAGCUCAGGAAACGGUGUCGACGCCGGGCCAAUGGUGUUUCUUGACAAGAUUGAGCCUCUGAGUGAUUUCCCCGGUAAAAUAGAAAUCCUACGGGUCAUCAGCAGCCGUUCCCAUCCUGAGAUGAUCUCGGUUCUGCAGCGUUAUGAACCGCCGGAGCAGACAACGGAUUUGCCCUCUUUACAUCCCUUUGUCGGGGAGGCGAUGAUGCCGUAUUAUUCUGCUCGCAUCAGGCUCAUUCAUUAUUCAUAUGCCUCCUCGGCGAGACGCUGGAGGCCAGAAGCAUUUACCGUGUUCCCACGCGAGUUCGAGGACGAUUUUCUCCCCCGCGCCAUCGACGUUGUAGACCAGGAGUUUGUCGUUGUGUCGUGGCAGCAUAAGGAAUCACCAGAGGGCUCUAAAGUGUGUUUACAUAAAUAUAACCAUCAAGACGUCGUCGUCAGGAAAAACCACUGCUCUUAUGUGGAGUAUUCCUCUACUGAACUGGUUGCCGAGAAUAAGAUUCCACGACGGCGCCAUUUCUCGCUGACAGAGCGGCCGUUAUCAGACCCGGUUGUCGGGCGCAUAUCUAAUUCUACCAAUGCCACACACACCCGUCUCCUGGACAAUAUAUGUCACGCUCAAUUACCAGAACAUGAUCGAACGGCCCCUCCUAUAUUUUCACGGUUUCAAGUUGGGAUACCAUUUUACGGCCAUCAUGAAUCGAAGCCUGGAACCGGGCUUUGCGAGUGGUAUUAUGCCUCUGUUGGCUUAACACGGCUCCCCCCAAAUGGCCGCGUGGGUGCAUAUAUUCUUCAAUCCAUGGCCCAGUGCAGGUCUGAUCGCUGCGGCCACAUACUCAACCUGGACCGCGGGAGGCGUAUCGAGCGCUGGGUGGUUGUGGCUAAGCUUUGGGGGUUCAAGGCCAACGAGUCAAAUUUGACAGAACUGAUUACUACUUCGCCUGGCGGUACUAGACUUGCGAUCGCCCGCUGGAAAUCGUUGUAUAUCUGGCCAUUAAACCCGCAGGAGAUACUUAUGAAAAACAAGAAUGGAUACUAUCCGCCUGACAUGUACUAUUCGGCCGAUGCUGGGAUUAAUGCGAACGUGCAAAAGUCGCUGUCGGUUGAUGGGGAAACAGGUGAAUACGAAAUGACAGAAGACGGGUGGAAGGAUGUGGUGGAAUUGAAGCCUAUUAUAUUGGAGCUGGAUGCUGUCUGCUUCGGGCUGAAGUUUACGGGCGGCGAGAACGAGCUCACCUUACUGACCGAUAGGGGCUUGAUGGUCUGGACACUCAACUCGGACGGGACCGCACGAAGGACGAAUGGUGUCAUCAAGCCAGAGGAGGAUGCUGCUGCUGCUGCCGAGUUCAGGAGGUCGCUUCCUGAGCCGGAUUCGGACGAGUCGAAUUCGGAUGAAGACGCUGCGGAAGAUGAGAGCGGAGGUGACGACGAUGACGAUGACGAUGACGAUGAUGAAGAUGGGGAAGGGAUGGAUUUGGAUUGA
This is a messenger RNA of Arthroderma uncinatum, 1914 nucleotides long. Its product is annotated as F-box domain-containing protein. The transcript has 3 exons. The coding region runs from base 1 to 1914 and encodes 637 amino acids. NCBI's taxonomy places the organism in Eukaryota, Fungi, Ascomycota, Eurotiomycetes, Onygenales, Arthrodermataceae. The record is from RefSeq and is a predicted model, not a curated record.